AUGGUAAAUUCGAACUUGGCGGGAGUUGAAGUGUUAGAUUUGCAGGACUCUCGCGCUAUCAGCCUAUCCGACAACGACACAACAAAUGGAAGUUUUCAGGCCUGUGAAGAAAGCGUUUCAUGCGAUGAAGAGAGUGUGCUUCAAAAUGUCGUUAAACUUUUGGAUUCAUUAACGCGCCAAUUCGAAAAACACCGAACUGAGACGUCUGUUGUUCUAAACGAACUUGUUAAUAUAUAUGAAAAUCAAAAAAGUCCGACGGCAACUGAAAAUCUUACUAAGGAAAAUAGAUUAUUGAAAGAAGAAAACAAGGCUCUUCAAACAGAACUAACAAAAUGUAAAGAUACUUUAACCGAACUAAAUACAAAGCUGACGGAUACUGAAAGUGAGAAAUCAAGCCUCUUAACUGUUAUUAGGUUGCUGAAUGAAGAGCAAGCCACUGUAAUCUGUUCAAAUAAGGAUGAAUCUAGUCAAGCGCAACAAAUACGGAGCUCAUGGCAAAUAGCUGGCCGCAAAACCACAAGUCAAAGUGUUGGUCACCAUAUAAAUUUGAGCAAUAAGUACUCUACCUGGCAAAUUGAAGACGACGAUGAGGCAGUAAUGAGCGGUGACGCUGGAAAUAAUCAAACCUUAGUUCCGAAGAAGACUCCAACUAUAGACCACGAAAAGAAAAGACGAUUGAAAAACACCCUAAGAAAUAUCCAAGACACAAAGCAAAAUUCCUUACCAAUCAGCAACCAACGUGAUACUAUCCAACCGAAGAAACAACAAUGUGAUGUAGUUUUGGUGGGUGACUCCAUGAUUAAGCAUGUUGAUGUCCGAAAACUUCGUCAUGGCACAAACAAACAGGUAACUGUUCGUACUUUUUCUGGGUGUAGAACCGACGAAAUGGCUCACUAUAUAAAGCCGACACUUGCUUUAAAACCGAAGCAAGUUAUUAUUCAUGUUGGGACGAAUGAUCUCAAAACAAAAUCACCGGCUGAAAUUAUUUACAACUUAAAAAACCUGGGCAAUCAGGCAAAACAAGAAAACCCCGGCACUGAUGUCUCACUCUCACAGAUAAUAAUUAGAAGUGAUGACACAAGAUUGCAAAAUAAAUUAGUUGAAGUCAACAAAUGCAUACAAGAUCUUUGCGAACAAGAGAAUUGGGGUCUUAUUGACAACAGUAAUAUCAGUAAUAUGCAUUUGAAUCCGUAUGGACUACACUUAAACAAACGUGGCUCUGCUAUAUUAGCAAAAAAUAUCAAAUUGCAUAUAACUAACAAUAUAGAUAACUAUUGA
This is a messenger RNA of Paramuricea clavata, 1278 nucleotides long. The record is from the annotation of a GenBank genome assembly. Lineage: Eukaryota; Metazoa; Cnidaria; Anthozoa; Malacalcyonacea; Plexauridae.